This is a messenger RNA of Momordica charantia (bitter melon), 1549 nucleotides long. Its product is annotated as AT-hook motif nuclear-localized protein 8. Gene Ontology annotation, molecular function: minor groove of adenine-thymine-rich DNA binding. The record is from RefSeq and is a predicted model, not a curated record. NCBI's taxonomy places the organism in Eukaryota, Viridiplantae, Streptophyta, Magnoliopsida, Cucurbitales, Cucurbitaceae.
AUAGAAAUUUUAAAAUCGGUGCUUUAAAUUGAGUUUCGUCGUCCCCUGGUUCUCUCAUUCUCCAGUUCUGUAACUUCCUUCCCAACUCCUCACUCUUUUCAUCUUCUUCCCUCCCUCAACUUCACUCCUCCUUCAACCGAAAAUCUCACAUUUCUUCAGAAGAAACAAGAAUCUUGAUAUUGAAGUCUCUCCUGUUUCUCAGUUCUGUUUUUGGAUGGAUUCACUGGAAACUCCUCCUCCGCCACUUUCAGCAGCGUCCAACAUGGCGGUCGGAGGACAAACGGCGUAUUCGGCGGCCAUGUCCAACGCUAACAACAAUGCCUCCUCCACGAUUGGUCUAAAUCCGACUACCACUCAGAUGAUGGCACCUGCACCGCGAUUCCCGUUCAACUCUGUGAUCGCCCCUGCAUCCGUGCCUUUGGAUUCACUCAAUGUUACUCCCUACGACGGAUCGCAUUCCGGCACGUUCAACAUUGAUUCCGGGAAGAAAAAGAGAGGCCGGCCCAGGAAGUACACGCCCGAUGGUAACAUUGCUUUGGGAUUGGCACCUACCACCGUUGCGUCUUCUGUUGGUCACGGGGAUUUAACCGCAACUCCUGAUUCUGAACAGCCGGCCAAGAAAGCCAGGGGAAGACCGCCCGGCUCCGGAAAGAAGCAGAUGAAUGCUCAUGGUUCAGGCGGUAUUGGUUUUACUCCUCACGUUGUAUUGGUGAAACCUGGAGAGGAUGUUGCAGCCAAAAUUGUGUCCUUCACACAGCAAGGACCCCGAGCUGUCUUUAUUCUCUCUGCAAAUGGUACCGUCAGUAGUGCUACCCUUCGACACCCAGCUACAUCUGGUGGUUCCGUGACAUAUGAGGGCCAGUAUGAGAUCAUCUCUCUAUCAGGCUCCUUUUUGCUUUCGGAAAAUAAUGGAACUCGAAGUAGAACAGGUGGCUUGAGUGUGCUGCUGGCUGGGUCAGACGGACAGGUUCUUGGAGGUGGAGUUGCAGGAAUGCUAAUGGCAGGUUCCCAAGUACAGUUGAUUGUGGGAAGUUUCCUCGAGGAUGAUAAAAAAUCCAACUCAAGUAUGCUGAAUUCUGCAUCUUCUGCUGGACCACCCCAAAUGAUAAACUUUGGUGCACCAGCAGCAACAGCGGCCAGCCCUCCAUCGUUAGGGGCAUCGAGCGGCGAGUCUUCUGCCGAAAAUGGAGACAGCCCUCUUAAUAGGCAUCCUGGAAUGUUCAACAAUACCAGCCAGCCGAUCAACGUGCAGAUGUACCACCAUUUAUGGGCAGGGCAAACACAGCAGUGAGAGGAGGAGGGGGAGGACCAUUUCGCAACUAACAGUAAAGAGCAUUAGAAUGCUCUGCAAUAUUCAACAUCGUUUUGUGAAUCUAACUAUGGCAGUUAAUUACCAAAAGCAUAUGAUAGAGGGGCUUGUGUUUAUUUAUUUUAGGUUAGAUUUAACAAUAUUUCCGCCUUGCUGUCUGGUUUUCUCCUCGCACUGAAGCAUGGCUAACGAGUCCCCCCAUAAUAUAUGAUAAAAUAAUUCGAGAUUUUACCAUCUUCA